Microdochium trichocladiopsis is the source of this 931-nucleotide messenger RNA. RefSeq lists its product as uncharacterized. Lineage: Eukaryota; Fungi; Ascomycota; Sordariomycetes; Xylariales; Microdochiaceae. Bases 291 to 842 code for a protein of 183 amino acids. The record is from RefSeq and is a predicted model, not a curated record. The transcript has 2 exons.
CAUCGUCGUCAGAUAGCGCAAUCAAGUCUGUUGUCCUGGUCAGUGUCGGACAAAACAUAUGGCAAUCUUUGCCACAGCAGUGAUCAGCACAGCGUACUGUCUGCUGCUUGCGUGCAGUACUUUGCGGAAGUGUUCCCAUACCCGACGCGUGAGUUGAGGUUGGGAUUUGGAAGUGUGCAGAAUAGUGUCCUGUUUCUUGCCAAGGACAAUGGUAUUGGCUACAACUGUCAUGUCACCUCAACAACAAAGCUAUCGAUUGCUUGGUGCCGACCCCUGCUCCUGCACAGCCCAUGCCGCGUCAGAGCUCUCGUAAUCUCGAUAUCCUUGGGCCGCAUUUCCGGUUCCUGCCUACGCCAUGUACAGAUGCACGCAGAAGGCACCAGCUUAAGCGUGGCACGUCUGGGACUCUUCCAUAUUCAGUGAGUGUGGUUGGUGUUUAUUUGGGUGCCUGGAGAGCCUCAGCUUCGCAAGCUAUUAAAGUCAAGGACAGCCCAGUCUUACUACGGAAGACGAUUGUGUCAUCCAUGCCCAGCGCUGCGCCACCAAGCGUUCAUUCAUCAAAGGACAAGCCGGCCACAACCUUGAACCGAAGCUCUCACCAGCCCGGACCCUCUCCACGCACUUGCGCACGUCCUAGUCGGACCCCAGAGCUGACUGCCCCAACGUCGUCCCCAUCGCAGCCAGCAUCACUGUCGCAGCUCUUCCCGAACCCUACUCUGGACACUCUUCUCCUGCCUGCUCUCGAAUCUCCAACCCUCUACCCGCACCAUCUCGACGUCUCUGCCGCCAUCUCAAAGCCCGCGCAUCAGUCCGCUCCCCGCCAAUCACCCGGCGAUCCAUAGCUCUCGCUGCCAGCUCCGGAGCUUACGCACUCCACCACAUCUCCCAUCGCACCGUCGACCGUCAAUUCCCGAAAGCUCAAGGCACAAAG